Molecule: messenger RNA, 5845 nt
Organism: Acipenser ruthenus (sterlet)
Lineage: Eukaryota; Metazoa; Chordata; Actinopteri; Acipenseriformes; Acipenseridae
Product: nuclear pore membrane glycoprotein 210-like
Exons: 40
Coding region: 134-5767 (1877 amino acids)
Cellular component (GO): nuclear pore
Source: RefSeq, a predicted model, not a curated record
CGUUAAAAAAAAAAAACAGUUUUACAAUCAAUUGUUUUUCUUUAAAAAAAAAAAACAAACAAAUCUAAACGUCUAUUAUUAAACUGGUCGAAACUACGCGAAAAACAAACGGCAGGAGGCUGAAUUUCUGGUCAUGUCUUUCCCGUUUCCCUCGCCGCGUUUAUACUUGAUGUGUUUUUGGUGUUUAAAUGCUUUAUUUUUAGUGGAAACGUCGAAAUUAAACGUGCCCAAACUCCUGCUGCCGUACACAACAGCAGCAAAAGUGAAUUUUACACUGGAGGCCGAAGAAGGGUGCUAUAAAUGGCAGUCCUCUCGUGUGGCGGCAGUGCUUGUGGAGCCCGUGUUUGUGAACGGGACCCCCUGCUCUCGGAGUGCUGUGGUCUCUGCCCUCUCCACCCAGCCCAGCAGACUGGCCAGCGGGAUCGUGGCGGAGGAGAUGGUGACGGGUCAGGUGCUGCGCUGCAGUGUCGUGGUGGAUGUGAUCUGCAGCAUCGAGAUCGUCUCCACGACCCGGGAGCUCUACCUGGACGACUCUCCCUUAGAGCUGUCCGUCAGAGCCCUGGACCAGGAGGGGAACACCUUCAGCAGUCUGGCAGGGCUGACUUUCCAGUGGAGUGCAGUGAAGGACCCUGAGACUGAAGCAGCCCCCGACUCCCCUGACAGAGUCAGGUUUGUCUGGUUUACGGAUGCAGAGUACUCCCCUCCCGAGUACAUCCUCAACAUGGAGGCUGAGGGGAAGCAGGGGGAUCUGGUGCUGGUGUCGGGCCUGAGGAGCGGCCCUGCCAGGCUGAGGGUUCAAAUCAACGAGCCCGGCUACAAGAAAGUUUCCGCUGCGACGGUGCGAUUGCUCAUCCUGGAGAACAUCCUGCUCAGCCCCCCCCAGGACCUGUACCUGCUCGUGGGGGCAGACGCCUACUACAGAGUGUGGAGGAGACAGCAGGGCAGAGACACUGAUGUCCGGCUGCCCUCCCCGGAGUUCAGGCUGCAGCUGCAGGGUCAGCUGGUCAGCGAGGCCGGAGACCCCGAGCAGCCCGUGGCCACGAUCGAGCAGGAGAGUGUGAGAGUGACCGCUGUGCAGCCGGGCCAGGCCAGCCUCGUACUGCACUACAGCAAUAUCCACAUGCAGGCCUCCUCUCAACUCCCGAACUGCACCAUCUUCGUAGUGGAGGCCAGCUUUCUCACUCUGAGCGUGCACCCUGGGGAGCACUGGGUGCUGGAGACGGGGCGUCACUAUGAGGUCACAGUGCAGGUCUAUGACAUCACCGGCAACAGAAUCCACAUGUCUGAUAAUAUAAAGAUCGUCCACGAAAUCCCAGUGGAGUACUUCGACAGGCUGCUGUCCACGGAGAAUGGGUCCUGCUUCCACGUGAGGACCCUGCAGCCCGGAGCCACGGCCGUCAGAGCCACGCUGGUGUCUGUCACAGCGCAGAAUGGUUCAGUCCUAUCCCUGAGUCCUCCAAUCAGCCACCUGCAAGAAGUUCACAUCUACAGCCCCAUCGUUAUGAUACCCAAGGUUCUGGCGUUUCCUUGGCAACCAAACAACGGGAUCUACCGGCAUCAAAUCGAGGUGGAGGGCGGCAGUGGUAACUUCACCUGGUCUUCCUCUAACCUGAGCGUUUCCACGGUGACGGUGAAGGGGGCGGUACUGGCGGGCCUUGAGCUGGGGACCAGUGUGAUCCGGGCCCGGGACUCUCAGAACCCAACCCACCACGGAGAGACCACGGUGUAUGUGCUGAGGCCAGGGUUCAUGCAGUUGGCUCCCCAGCAGGCUGACGUGGUGCUGGGGGGGACACUGGACCUGCCCUUCACGGUGCUGGGACUGAGGGAGCCCCCGGGCCAGGAGCCCCUCCCCUUCACAGACUGCUCCCUGCUGCGCCUGCACCUGCACCCGGACAGGAAGGGGGUCUUCACUCUGCUGCACGGCCGUUUGCACCCGGGUCCUGAGUUCUGCAGCGGGUUUCGGUUGGAGGCGGUCAGUCCGGGCCACGUCCUGCUGACCGCCAGCUCUCUACCGGAGCAGGAGCCCUUCAGCGCCAGCGCAACCAUCGCCACCUACGGGCCACUGCAGCCGCUGGUUCUGGAGGCUCUGGUCACCCCAGGUUCUGAUCGGGUUCUGCUGUUCGAAGGUGGGCCCCGGCCCUGGAUCCUGGUGCCGUCUCGAUUCUACACAGAACUGCGUCCAGACUCGGAGCAGGAGGGGGUCCGGAUCGUGCAGCUGGGCCAGCCCGAGGUCCAGAAGAACCAGCACGGCUACCGGGUCACCUGCACCAGCCUGGGGGAAGAGUGGCUGACGUUCCGGAUUGGUAACCUGCCGGGUGUGUUGAACCCGCAUCCCGCUGCGGAGGCCGUGAAGGUGAAGCUGGUGUGCGCCCUGCCCGCCAGCCUGGCCCUCUCUCCCCUGCUCCAGGAGCCCGUCCCCAGCCAGCCCUGCCCAAUCCUGCAGCACCACCGGCAGACCGUUCCUAUCUCCAGCUCCAGGGAGACAGUGCUGGAGCUGGCUGCCUUUGACCAGCACAGGACCAAGUUUGACAACUUCAGCUCCCUGCUGAUCGAGUGGAGCUCGUCCAACCAGACCCUGCUAAGCCUCCCUGCGGAGAGGGGCCUGGAGAUGGAGCUCCGAGCCGACGAGAAGGGGCAGCUCAAGAUGCACGGGCUCCAGGUUUUCGAGCCGCAGCGACGGACAGGGUCCUGCACGGUGACAGCGAGCUUCAUGAGCUACCAGCACGGUGCCAGCGACACCAAGGAGCCUUUCCACAGGGACGUCUCCCUGCCUCCCACCUCCGCCUCCCUGGAGCUGCUCCUGGUCAAGGACGUGCUUCUGCAACAGAAGAGCAUGACCCUGUUCAACCACAGAGACGUGCUGGAGAACCUGACCGUGACGCAGGGCUCGGGUCACUUCCUGGUCAGGGUUGUGGACAGAGAGGUGGUGGAGGUGACCAUGCUGGAAGCAAAGAACAUUGUGCAGGUGUCUCCUCUCAAACCCGGCUCCUCUCUCCUCUAUGUCUAUGACCUGUGCUUGAAGUCCUCCGAGCCUGCAGGGGUCGCCCUGCACGUGUCCGACAUCUCUGACUUCGAGCUGGAGUUCAUCCACAACAUGGAGGUGAAUCAGCCCGCUCCUCUCAAUGUGAGGGUCCUGGAUUCCUCGCGGCUCCCCUUCCACAGCAGAUACUUCGGACUCAUGGAGCUCCGAGUGCACACGGCUUCUUCGAUAGUCACUGUGGAGAAGAUCGCGGAUCGUGACGAGGUCACCGCCAGCUACGUGCUUCAGGCCGUGUCUCUCGGGGAGACCAAGGUGUUCGUGACGGCGAGGGAGAGAUCGGGGCGCAGGCUGAGCUCCGCACACCGGCACACAGAGGUCUUCCCUUCGUUCAGGCUGUUGCCCCGGAGAAUGACUCUGAUCAUUGGAAACAGCAGGCAGGUGAUGUCAGAGGGAGGGCCGCACCCCGGGUCUCACAUCCACUUCUCCGUCGGCAACGAGACGGUCGCCUCGGUGACGGAGGCGGGGCUGGUGACGGGCGUGUCCCUGGGGAGUGUGAGAGUGACGGGGGCGGUGAGGACCGUCCACCAGACCACAGGAGCCACGAUCGAGAUCUCGAAGGAUGAGAUUGAGGUGGAGGUGAGGGAGCUGAGAGCCGUCAGGAUCCACGCGCCAGUCACUCGACUCCGGACCGGAACUGAGAUGCCUGUGUAUGUGAUGGGCAGCAGCAGCCUGCAGACCCCAAUGUCCUUCGCUAAUUCCUGGCAAGGGCUGACUUUCCACUGGACCCAGAGCAAACGGGACGUCCUGGACCUGGUACCCCGGCACUGGCAGACGAAUGUCAAGCUGACUCCCGAGAUGAACUUCGCCAUGCUGGUGCGCACCAGGACAGCGGGCCGGACCACACUGCGCGUGACGGUGCUGCUGCGCAACCACAGCCAGCCAGCGGGGGCGCCAGAGGGGCUGAGCGACGAGAUACAGAUCCUGGUGUUUGAGAAAGCCUCCCUCCCCACCGGCCACUUGGAGCCCAUCCUCAUGUCUCCCAACUCCAACUUUCAACUGGAAACCAGCAGGGACGGUAUGGGUGUGAUCCAGUACAACGUGGAGCCCUGUCUGCAAGGCCCGGCCGUGGUCAGUGUGGACAGUGCGGGGGUGCUGAGGGCUCAUGCAGCCACGGGGUCAGCGAUCCUAGAGGUCACCUGCAUGGAGCACUUUGGGGUCAACCAGACCAUCCUCGUUGGAGUUAAGGUGGCCCCGGUUUCUUACCUGCGGAUCAGCUCCUCUCCGGAGCUCCACUCCACUGACGGGGAGAGUCUGUCGGGAUUCCCGCUGGGAAUGAGCCUCACAUUCCAGGUCCAGUUCUACGACUGCGUGGGAGACAAGUUCCACGCGGAAAACACCGGACUCGGGUUCACCUCGAACAGGGAUGAUCUCCUUCAGUUGGGCUCCGAGUCUCUCUCACACACCUUCACAGCUCAGACCACGAGUCCGGGGGUCACCGUACUGGAGGCCUGGGACCCCAAGCACCCCAACAUGGCGGAUUACAUGGCCGUGCCGGCCCAGAACGCCAUCGCACCCGAGCUGAGCGGCCCGCUGAGCGCCGGGGACCUCGUCUGCUUCAGAACCGCGCUGGUGAACCAGGAGGGUCAGACCGGCUCGUGGCACGUGUCCUCCAGCCACGUCCUCCACAUCGACUCCGCCACGGGGGCGGCUGCAGUGAAGGAUUCUGGGACAGUGGUGGUUUACUACAAGCUGAGCGAGAGCCUGCAGACCUUCAGAGAGGUGACGGUCAGGGCUGCUGACAGUGUUGCACUCACCCCCCCCGCAGACCGUUAUCUCACCAACUCGCCCGGGAGCCCCGAGUACAGAGUGACUGUGACCAUCGGAGCCACUGCCAGCCAUCUCAAAGGCCCCUGCAGCCCUGUCCAGCUGUCUGCUGUCCACUCUGCGCUCAGACCGGAGCUGGACCUAUCCUGCUCCCUCCAGUUCAGCGGCCCGUGUGUGGAGUCCGUCCUGCAGCAGGCAUUCAGAGUGUCCCCUCACUACAGCACGAGCACCGGUCAGUACAGCUGCGUCGUGGCCCUGCGCCCCCAGUCCGACAGCCUCCUCAGGACUCUCUCCACAGCCUCUGCCUCAGUCCUCCUGUCUGCCUCCCUGCGAUGGCUCCCCCAGGGCAGCCCGGCCUCUGCAUCCAUCCCCUUCCAGCCUGCCUUCCACGCCAGCCCGAGCGCCCUGGUGCUGAACAGCACGCACCCCAGCGCCGAGCUCCCUGUGCGGGGCACCCCGGCCCUGCUGCACUCCCUGCAGGUGUGGUCGGACUGUCCUGAUAUCAGGGUGGGUGAUCCCGUUCAGUCCCUGCAGGUUCCAGGUCUCCUGCUCUUCUCUGUGUUCCCCAGCAGUGCCUCUGUGCUCCAGCAGGGGGCAGACUCCACGGCCAGGCUGCACCUGACCAGCGCGGUGACGGGGCAGCACGUCACUAUCGGGGUCACAGUGCGGGGCGACGAGCACACAGAGUCCGGGCCCGACUGGGAUCAGUGCCGGGAUUUCGGGUUGUUCUGGCAGCUCACAGGCUCCUCCCACCUCCUCCUCUUCACUGUGUUUGCCGUGCUCGCCGGGACCGCUGCCGUCUUCAUAGCCUACAACGCCAUAGCGAAUUGUGUGAGGACCAUGCCGGUGGUUUACGUCCCAACAGCGCCCCCACACCUCUCGGGUGAUGGAUUGUAUCAUAGGGUCCCCUAUCCUGAACCCCAAAACCAGAGGCGCCGACAUCGCUGGCUGUGGAGCACCUAGAGAGCGGCCGGGGGGGGAGAGAACGCGCCCCCCCAGCUCGGUGUCUGCGUUUAUGUGAGUUCUCCAAAUCAACGAGGA